UAUCUCCUUUUCCGGCUGACUGCAUCUGCCGGCUGCCGUCGGCUUAGCACGAUAAUGGCGUUGGAUUCGUCCACGUCUGUACUGAAUUCUCUGUUGGAGAAGCUUAGGCUCGAUGAUCCAUGGGUUCCACCUAGAUCCUGGGACUCCAUUUCUUCUCAAGGCGGCGCGUCCUCACACCCUCCCCCUCCCUCUUCCGCUGCUCUAUAUGCUACAUCUACUGUCUCUGAGCCUAGUCUGGUGAGAUUGGCCAUGAAUGCACUCCAAGGUGUGGAAUCAGCCUUGAUAUCUAUCGAAAAGCUCUCAGCGUUACUUUGUUGCAGUUCAGCGGAUAGAACAUCUCAUCGAAAUCCCAGUUUGUGGAGUCGCUCUUCAAGUACUGUCGCUAUAGGGAAUAUACUUAUUUCCAUUGGCCAGUUUGGCUGCAUGAUUUUCCUCCUCCGUAGAUUUGUCGAUUACUUUACAAAUCCAGAUUUUGAUGGAGUGAGAGACCUUAAGGAAAAGCCAAAUACUGAUUCUGGUGAAGAAGGAAACUCCAUCUUGCAUGGUUUCACUUUGAUCAACCAGGCAUUUGCAAUUUCUGUGGGAAAGGUCAUAGAUGGUUAUAUAUCUGCACUAAACACAUUGUCUGCAUCUGUUAGUUUAAGGCGUUUUUUAAAGACUAAGGAUGGCGGAUGUCUUACUAACAUUGGGCAUUCAGAAAUGACACUCUUGGAGGUUUACCUUCACACAGCAGAAUUGAGAACUCAGAUGGAAGCCCUGGGAAAUCUCUGCAAUGUUGAUCAUCUAACUGAUAAUUUUCCAGUUUCUUCACUGGAAGUUUUAAGGGCUAAAUCAAACUCAGAGUUUAGUGCCUUCCCAAGAAGUGGUGCUUUACUCUCAUUUCUAUAUAUUCAGUUAAAGGUUGCUGAUCCUGGCCAUUGUCCCCUCCUCAAGUUCCUCUUUCUCCAGUCAUAUGAACCAUAUUGCGAAUUCAUAAGGUCAUGGAUAUAUGAUGGCUCAAUUAGUGACCCUUACAAUGAAUUUGUUGUGGAAUGUGCAAGUAAUGCAUCUGGUGGCUCUAGCUCGCCUUUGCCCACAAUAAGGGUGAGAGAUGAAGUUGCCGUGCCCUGUUUUCUCCAGGAGUGCCUUAUUCCACUUUGUAGAACUGGUCAACAGCUUCAGGUGAUAAUGAAGUUGCUUGAUCUGUCUAAUGAUGUUGGUACAUGCUUUUGCCAUGAAAAGAUCCUGCCCAGAUUGGUUGGUUUGGCAAAUGAAUAUCCUGGGUCAUUUCCACUUAUAUUUGACAAAGAAGCUAUUGAAGAAAUGGUACAUGUGAGAGCCAGUUAUCAUCAACAACUGCUGGAAAAGGUUGACAGCAUCUUAGAUAAACUUGAUUUUAGUUCUCGACAGACUGCUCACCUAGGUGUUUCACCAAGUCUUGCGAAUAAUCUUAAGAACCAGAACCACCAAGCAUAUUCUGCAAUAGAAGAAAGCUCAAUAUCAUCUAUAAGUGAUAAAAAGAAUCAAAAUAUGCAUGGUGUCAUGGUGGAUACUGAAGUACCAAGCAUCAACCAUGAGUGCUCUCAUGAUGAUGAUCUAUUAGAAUCAUCUGAGUGCUCAUCUUCUUAUGAAAGCUCCGAGGAGCAAGAUGAGGCAGAACCGUCGAUUUCUUUAUCCUACACUCCAGACACAAGUUAUUUAUCAGCUCUGGAUUUCUCCUCAACGUUAUCCACAAACAACAGAAUACAAACUCUUGAAAACCAGGUAUCAAGUAGGGAAUAUGAUAAUUGCCAGUUUGAUGGGCACCACAUCGACAGGGUUGAACAUGAUCAGUUGCAUUCCCCUGAUUGCGGAUCGGAGCUAAGCAUGGAAAACCACGGAUGGCUAAACACUGACUUUGAUUUCUCCGAGGUCUCAAUCAACAACACUGCUGCAAGCAAAGAUCAGCAUCCACUCAUAACAAAGGCAUCUUCGAAAACUACUAGUUUGCAACUUUCAAAGCUGAAAUACGAUUCUACAUUUUUCAGUAUGAACCCAAUACUGAACAGAUGUUCUUUCUUCAGUCCGAGGUCUAUCCUUGGAGAAUGGGGCCAUGAAAAUUAUACAAGUAUAGAUUUUGAUUUUACUUCUGUGAAAGUUCCAGUCGACACAUAUGCUGUCAAAUUAGCGAGUGCCACUAAAAUUGGCAAUGAGGUUCGGGAUAUAAAUAAGACUCAUGUUUCUACAAUAUAUACUAGAAAUCACCUUGAUGUAGAAUGCCACAAUGGCAAUAUCGUUGGCGAUAAAGUAAAGUUGUCUACUGUUGGUUUGUCUCUGCCUCUGCACAAUUGCGGAAAUGAGGAAAAUCUAUCGUCCCCAAAUGUUUCUGGAGGCAGUGCUUGGGAGAGCUUGCUUGGUAGAUCUCGAAAUACUGGAAACAGAUCCAAUAGUGAUCGCAAGAUGAAAUUGGUGACUGGAGCUGACAUGCCGUUGGAUUUUGUGAUAAAAAAAUGCGUUUUGGAUGAGAUUUCGCUUCAAUAUACGUAUAUAAGCAGGCUUACAAUCAAGAUGCUCAUAGAAGGUUUCAAAUUGCAAGAACAUUUACAGUCAUUGCGGUGUUAUCAUUUCAUGGAGCUGGCUGACUGGGCGGAUCUGUUUAUCAUGUCUCUACGGAAUUGUAAAUGGCAUGUUGAUGAGGUUGAUAAAAGGAUUCCAGAGAUUCAAGGGAUUCUUGAGCAGGCACUUCGAAGGUCUUCAUGUGAAAAAGAUCCUAAUAAGAAUCGGCUAUACGUGUACCUGAAAGGAGAUGGCAUCAGAUAUCUAUCACCUUCUGCCAUUGGUAUUCGCUCCUUCGAUUAUUUGGGACUGGGAUACCAAAUUGAUUGGCCAGUCAGUAUAAUUCUGACUCCCGCAGCAUUGAAAUUAUACUCUGAUAUAUUUAACUUUUUGAUACAAGUCAAGCUUGCUGUUUUUGCGCUGAGUGAUGUAUGGUGCUUACUGAAGGGUUAUGACUUCAAGCAGCAAACAGCCAGAUCACAACAGUUCUCAGAGUUAACUGAAACAAGGCACAAGAUUAACCAUUUUGUGUCUACAUUGCAACAAUAUGUACUGUCACAGUUAUCCCAAGUCUCUUGGUUUAGGUUUAUACAUUCUCUUAAGCACAAGGUUAAAGACAUGUUGGAUCUGGAAUCAGUGCAUAUGGGGUAUUUGACUGAGUCAAUGCACAUAUGCUUCUUAUCCAAUGAAACACAAUCCAUUGCUGGCAUUAUCCAGAACAUUUUGCAAUGUGCAAUGGAUUUCCGGUCAUGUUUGGCUGCAAUUAAUGUGGGAGCUGCAGCUGAUGACGAAAAAUUUCCCAACAAAUUUUCCCAGAUCGACAUCUCACAGGUUCAAGUCAUAAGAAGAUCAUUCACCAAGAGUCUUGAAGAUCUAUACUUAAUCUAUCUACAGUCACCUAAACACGGUGAAUUCAGUAUCUCUCAUUUCUGGGAUCUUCUUGAUUCUAAUGAGUAUUAUGCAGGGGUCAUGAAUAAGAGAAUGGGGCCUUGUAUCUUUUAUUCAUAGAUCUAGUGGUUGCAUGAUUUUAUGUGUUUUCUGAUGCACAAUCUGUUAAAUUUGUUGUUUCUCAUUGUAAUAGGUAUGCAAUGGUAUCUUUAUGGUGUACAUAAUUACAUAUGAUGUGUCUAUUGUUUCGAGUUGUUUCUUAUGUACAUGACAAUUUUACAGAGUUUGAUUUAAGCAUC
Molecule: messenger RNA, 3701 nt
Organism: Salvia hispanica
Lineage: Eukaryota; Viridiplantae; Streptophyta; Magnoliopsida; Lamiales; Lamiaceae
Product: Spc97 / Spc98 family of spindle pole body (SBP) component
Biological process (GO): mitotic cell cycle; microtubule nucleation; cytoplasmic microtubule organization
Cellular component (GO): gamma-tubulin complex; microtubule organizing center; spindle pole
Molecular function (GO): microtubule minus-end binding; gamma-tubulin binding
Source: RefSeq, a predicted model, not a curated record